Molecule: messenger RNA, 2985 nt
Organism: Archocentrus centrarchus (flier cichlid)
Lineage: Eukaryota; Metazoa; Chordata; Actinopteri; Cichliformes; Cichlidae
Gene: prep
Product: prolyl endopeptidase
Exons: 14
Coding region: 60-2288 (742 amino acids)
Biological process (GO): proteolysis
Cellular component (GO): cytosol
Molecular function (GO): oligopeptidase activity; serine-type endopeptidase activity
Source: RefSeq, a predicted model, not a curated record
CUUGUUGGCUGUGCAUCAGCAGGGGGGUCUUUAUACAAAAGCUUCUGCGCUUUAAGUUUAUGUUUUACAGGAUUGCGAGAGUAAUUUCAAAAGCCCCAGUUCACUCUGUGCGUCAGCUUUUUUUUAUAUUACGAAAUUCAAGAAAACUGACGUCCAAAAUGUCUUUUCAGUAUCCCCAGGCAUACCGCGACGAGUCAGUUGUGGACGACUAUCAUGGCUACAAAGUACCUGACCCAUACAGCUGGCUGGAGGACCCUGACAGUGAAAAAACACAGGCCUUUGUAAGUGCUCAGAACCAGCUCACUUUGCCGUUUUUAGAGUGCUGUGAGGUGCGAGAGCUGUUCAAGGAGCGGAUGACCGAGCUGUAUGACUAUCCCAAGUAUAGCUGUCCCUUCAAGAGGGGAAGCAGGUACUUUCACUUCUACAACACAGGCCUCCAGAAUCAGAGUGUUAUGUAUGUGCAAGAGAGCCUAGAUGCUGAGCCAACAGUCUUCUUAGAUCCAAAUACAUUUUCUGAAGAUGGAACAGUUGCCCUGCGAGGCUAUGCAUUCUCUGAGGAUGGGGAGUACCUGGCUUAUGGCACUAGUGCCAGUGGGUCUGACUGGGUGGAGAUCCGCUUUCUGCGUGUUGAGGGUGCCGUGCCUUUAGAGGACCGCCUCGAGCGAGUCAAAUUUAGUUGCAUGUCCUGGACCCAUGAUGGGAAGGGUCUUUUCUACAACUCAUAUCCUGACCAGGAGGGCAAAAGUGAUGGCACUGAGACCUCCACUAACCUGCAUCAGAAGCUAUACUAUCAUGUUCUGGGGACUCCACAGUCUGAAGACGUCCUAUGUGCAGAAUUUCCUGACCACCCCAAAUGGAUGAGUGGAGCAGAAGUAUCAGAAGAUGGGCGCUAUGUGCUGCUGUCUAUCAGAGAAGGAUGUGAUCCUGUCAACAGACUGUGGUAUUGUGACCUCAAAUCUACUCCUCAGGGUAUUACAGGACUUUUGCCAUGGGUAAAAUUAAUCGACAACUUUGAUGCCGAAUACGAAUAUGUAACAAACGAGGGCACGUUGUUCACUUUCAAGACCAAUUUAGAUGCCCCACGUUACAGACUAAUCAACAUUGACUUUGCCUCGCCUGAGCAGAGCAACUGGAAGGAGCUCCUCCCUCAACAUGACAAGGAUGUCAUUGUGUUUGCCACCUGUACGUACUCCAGCUAUCUGUUUGUGUGUUUCCUCCAUGAUGUGAAGAAUGUGUUGAAAAUGUACCGUCUGAGCUCAGGGGAGGAGAUGAGGACCUUCGCUCUUGAUGUUGGAUCCAUAGUAGGCUUUACAGGACGAAAGCGAGACUCUGAAAUCUUUUAUUAUUUCACUUCUUUUCUGUCUCCAGCCAUCAUUUACCACUGCGACCUAACUAAGGAGCCCCUGCAGCCCCACAUCUUCAGAGAGGUCACUGUGAAAGGCUUCAACCCCUCAGACUACCAGACCACACAGAUCUUCUACCCAUCCAAGGAUGGCACUCAAAUACCCAUGUUUAUUGUUCACAAGAAGGGCAUCAAAAUGGAUGGCUCCCAUCCAGGUUUUCUUUAUGGCUAUGGGGGCUUCAACAUCUCUAUCACACCAAGCUACAGUGUCUCUAGACUCAUCUUUGUCAGACAUCUGGGGGGAGUUUUAGCUGUCGCCAACAUCAGAGGAGGAGGAGAAUAUGGGGAGACCUGGCACAAAGCUGGCAUGCUGGCAAAUAAACAGAACUGCUUCACAGACUUCCAGUGUGCAGCUGAAUAUCUAAUCAAGGAGGGCUACACGUCUCCCUCCAAACUGACUAUAAAUGGAGGCUCCAACGGUGGCCUGCUUGUAGCGGCCUGUGUGAACCAGCGGCCUGAGCUGUUUGGGUGUGCAGUAGCUCAGGUGGGCGUCAUGGACAUGCUGAAAUUCCACAAGUUCACAAUCGGACAUGCCUGGACCACAGACUUCGGCUGUUCAGAAGACAAAGAGCAGUUUGAAUGGCUCAUGAAAUACUCACCGCUUCAUAACAUCCGUAUCCCAGAAGGCAAUGGGGUCCAGUACCCUGCUGUACUUUUGCUGACGGGCGACCACGAUGACCGGGUAGUGCCUCUGCAUUCCCUCAAGUACAUUGCUACUCUGCAGCACACUGUAGGCCGCAGCCCCAAACAGACAAAUCCCCUUUUCAUCCUUGUAGACACAAAGUCGGGCCACGGUGCUGGCAAGCCCACCAGCAAGGUCAUUCAGGAGGUUGCUGACACUUACGCCUUCAUCGCUCGCUGUCUCAACAUCUCCUGGGUCAAAUAACCUGCAUCUUCUUUUAAAGUGUGUGGUUUUUGUUUUUGUUUGUUUUUUAUUCUUUGGUCAAACCAUAUUUAGAAUACAGUUAAUACCAAGUGUUGACACAUUGUUUAUAGCACGACUACCUUUUUUUUUUUUUUUUUUUUGUGCUGAUCUGUUUCUGUCCCUCCCCCUGUGUGAGCAGAUCAGAUCAGAGAGUUAGCAGGCUCUCCACUGCACACAAAUAUAAGCCAACAUGCAUCUCUCACACCUAAUCUGUUUGUUGUUCUGUGUAAUCAGAGGGGGCUCUCUUCAUGGAUGAUACAGUAAUCAGCCAGUCAGCCGUUAAAGUCAUGAGGUGAAAAUAGCAAAAAUUUCAUUUCAAGAUUGUUCCUGCUCCCUUUGGGUGCUGCAGCCUGAUGCGUGUUAUUUAUUUCUCGAUUGUGCACAGAAUGGAGUCUGUUUGUCAGAUGAUGUCAGUACCUACAAAUGUUAGUGACAGUAUUACAUGAAUGAUGGUACUGCUGGUGGAUGGAGUGAAAACAAUUGCAAAAAAAACAAUAUUGUGUUUGCAUGUGAAAGAGUGUGUGUGAGUGUGUCGGUAUAUAAAUUUCAGUCCUUGCAUUAAUUUCAGACUGAUGAUUUCUACCUCUUGACUUGUGCUGAUUGUUUACCUUUUCAAAGGGAACAAAACACAAUGCCACAAAUACAAUAAAUAACUUUU